AUGGCACAGUCAGGGCCAAGCCAUGCUCUCAAGACCUCUCUUCCCGAGACAUACGCUGCUGUCAAUGCCCAGCAACCCCCACCUUCAUACCUAUACCCUACUCAAGAAGAGCAAGACAAAUACCUAGCAGGCAGGCCCGGCGCAACCCAGAAGCAUCUGGAAGUCGCCCUGGAACACGCGCAACAGAUUCAGACCCAGAAAGACGCCGAAGAUAUUAUCCUAAACCGCAUCCUGGAGCUCCUCGAACUCCCCUCUUCCCCGAAAGCCGACCCUGCCGCACCAUCCCAAGAAGAUACUAUAAAAUUCAAACACGCGCUAGCUCCAUUCCGCCCCAGCGACUACGACAAUCUAAUCCUGGAGCGAAACUUCGAAGACUCGUGCGGAUACACUCUAUGUCCUCGCAAGUAUCGCAAACAAGACAGAGGACCAGGAGGCGGGUUCCAAUUUAAAUACGGCCCCAAAGGAAGCGGGCCAGGGGGGCGCGGACGCAGCGUCGAUAUUGUUUCCGAGGACCGCGUCGAAAAGUGGUGCUCAGAUGCAUGCGCAGAGCGUGCUCUUUGGAUAAGAGUGCAGCUUUCUGAGAAGCCUGUGUGGGAACGACGGGCCGGGGAUACGCGGGGCACGAAUAUUCUACUGCUUGAGGAAGCUCGCGCCAAGCGCUUAAAGGCACCAGCGGCUACUAGCAGUGUAUCUUCCGUUGUGGAUGAUUUGCAGAACAUGGGACUUGGAAAUCGCGAUCGGUCCCAGGAGCUUGCGUUGGAACGCGGUGAUACCAGCAGAAUCCGUCCGGAUGGACGCGUUAACAUCGAUAUCAGAGAGAAUCAGCGUGGCUCUCAGGCUCCUGUAGCCCCACAAAUGCGCCCGGAGGAUGCAAAUGGCGGCUCCAUUGAAGGAUAUAUGCCCAGGGAGCAACUAAAAGUGGAUGAAGAUGGCGACACGGAUUUGCUCAAUCAACUCUGA
Molecule: messenger RNA, 960 nt
Organism: Penicillium griseofulvum
Lineage: Eukaryota; Fungi; Ascomycota; Eurotiomycetes; Eurotiales; Aspergillaceae
Product: Rtr1/RPAP2 family protein phosphatase
Exons: 1
Coding region: 1-960 (319 amino acids)
Cellular component (GO): cytoplasm; nucleus
Molecular function (GO): RNA polymerase II CTD heptapeptide repeat phosphatase activity; RNA polymerase core enzyme binding
Source: RefSeq, a predicted model, not a curated record